AUGUCGGAUCCCAUCAGUGUCAUCGCCGGCGGUGCCGCUAUUCUUCAGGUCAUUCAAACAAUAGCUCAAGCUUCAGAUCUUUUGUAUAGAUAUGUUGCUUCUGUCCGCAACGCCGACUCUUCCUGUCAGAGUCUGCUUAAUGAGCUCAGCGCAAUCGGUGGCAUCCUCACCACAGUUAUGGCGAUCAAGAAGGAUGAUAAUCUUCCACCCGAUCUCAGCCAUGCACUUUCAAAGUUGAUGGCCAUAGACGGACCAGUUGCAAAAUUAUUGGUGGAACUGGAGAGCAUUCUGCCAAAUGAACAGGCCCUGGAGAACGGGAAAAUGAAGACGAUUCCCAAAUUGAAGUGGCCAUUCAAGGAAGAGAAAGUAGGCGCAAUCAUCGAUAAAUUGAAAAAGUAUUGUGGCGAGAUCACAAAUAUUUUAGCAAUCGACACAUGGAACACACUCAAGGAAGUCAAGCAUGAACUCCAAGAAGUCAAUCGAGGAGUCAAAGACUUGAAAAAUGAUUCUGCCGCAGAAAAGCUGCGCAGAAAAGACGAGGAACGUCGAAAGUUCCUUCAAUGGAUGAACCCAGUGUUUUGUGAUGACAAGCACGCCACCUGCCGUGGUCAGCGAAAUGCCAGCACCGGUCGUUGGAUUUUCGACACCGAUGAGUAUAAGACUUGGAAUACAUCCGGAUCCCGCAGUCAGUUGACACUCGCAACAGCUGGACAUGGCAAGACAAUCCUUGCCUCAGCCGUCAUAGACGAAAUUCGGGGUGGCGAUGAAGCAGAGCUACAGACGCUCGCUUUUUUCUACUGCAAUUUUCGAGACGACAGAACAACAAAUGCGGCUGCAGCGAGCAGCAAGAAGUCGAACACAAACGGGGACCUUGAUUCUCUGCGAAACCUCUUGCAGGAACAUCGCAAUUCAAAGUCACAUCCUACAGAUCUCGGAUUUCUGCGAAAGCUUCUCGUUGAAGUGUCUAUGCUGGUUCGCCGACCAGUCCUCGUGAUUGACGCCUUGGACGAAUGCAAGAAUUACCCCAACCUGGUCGAACAUCUUGUAAACCUUGCUGAAGAUGCUCGACUACGACUUUUCGUCACCGGUAGAAGCGAGCCAGAAAUCCAAGAAGCAUUUCGUGAUCUCCCUACCAUGUCGCUGAAGGACAGCGCAGGACAAAUGAAAGAAGAUAUACACGUGCACAUUACCGAGCAGCUGAGUACUCAGAAGCGUUUGUCACAACUACCCGACGCGUUGAAGAAGACGAUUUUGGAGAAAUUGUUGGAAAAGGCCGAGGGCAUGUUUCGCUGGGUUCAGUGUCAACUGGACGAAAUCAUGGCUUGCAAAAGACGUAUCGAUAUUGAAUCAGCCCUCAACAACCUUCCAGCUGGACUUUACGAGACGUAUGAUAGGAUUAUUCAGGCUAUCAAACAGAGAGGACCAAGCGACGACCAAAUCGCUCGUAGUUGUUUGCUUUGGCUGGCCGGCACGUUCACCCCGUUGACACUUGAUCAGCUCAACGAAGCGAUGAUGAUUGAAGUCGGACAAUCAAAUCUUAAUCCGGACCUUGGUGUUAUGGACCCCAUGGAUAUCGUGACCGCGAAUACUUGGACCAAUCGCCCUAACAACAUCUUCAAAUCAGUCUCGGACAUGCACGCACGCAUCUGCGAGUUCUUGAUUACGUACAUAUUAUGCGACUUUGUGGACGAGAUCUGCGCAAAAGGUAAACAUCCAGCUAUACAACGCCGUUCAUUCUCUGUGUGGCCACAUCGUGUUGAUGUUGCCGAUGUCGGCAAAGGCCAUCCGUUGCUGAGCUACGCAAUUCAAGGAUGCAAGCAUCUUGGACAUGUUUCAGACGAGGAUCCUUGCGUUAUGGAUGCCCUGUCACGGCUGAACUCGGAGUUUCUUCGAAACACCAAGAAACAUCGUGUGCUAGCUCGAGGCGAAUACGACUAUGGGCCUAGGUGGUUGCCUGAGGAUGUGACUUUGCCCUCACUUCUAUUCAUCCCGCUUCAACACGGCAAGCUGUGGAUGGUUGAAUCCCUCGUCAAGCAGGACCCUCAUCUCCUGGACGUGGAUAUUGCCACUGGUUGGGGCCCUCCCCUGAUUUUCGCUAUGGCCAAGAAACCUGAUUGCGUCAGUAUUCUCCUGAAGCCAGGCGUCGAUUUUAAUAAGCCUUCUUCCUUCGAACCUUAUUUAUACGGCUUUCGUGUCCAUGGUGAUGACUGCCGUGCUCCAAUUUCGUGGGCAGCUCUGACUGGAAGUGAAGUCGCCAUGGAUUUCUUGCUGUCACAAACGGAGGUCGACAUACCCAAUGACAUCUUGCACAUGGCUUUUAGGGCGAGCAAGCCGUUGCCCGAAUUUAUCCGCAAAUUCCGCCAACGCGGUGCGGAUGUCAAUUUCACAGUCAACGGUUUUACCCCUAUCCAUUAUCUCCUCUCGAAUCACUCCAAUGAUGACAAAAGUCGAUUGCUACCCGUCGUAAAAGCGCUCGUUGAGCCGUCUUGUAAUUUUUCUUUGCGAAACCGCGCUGCCAAAACAGUACUACACAUUGCUCUCGAUAAACGUCUAGAAGAUAUUGUCGCAUAUCUUCUCGAGCAAAACGCAGAGCUGUCAGCAACGGCGACUCUCCUUCCUCUUCCAGACAUGUGGAGCUGGGCUACAAACAAGACCUGGUUUCCCAAGGUUCAAGCAGCGGCUCUUGCUGCUGAUCAACCGUGCACCAGAAUUAAGGGGAAGGUUGUUGAUGAUACAACGGAAUCGAAACUCGUCGAGUUUUCAGUUGUAGUUACUGCAGACCGCGAUAACCCCAAUCCGAUUUGCGCUGUUGUUGUUUCAGCGAUACUCAAUGGCGAGCUGUCGAGUGAGUAA
Suillus subalutaceus is the source of this 2853-nucleotide messenger RNA. RefSeq lists its product as uncharacterized. Gene Ontology annotation, molecular function: protein binding. The record is from RefSeq and is a predicted model, not a curated record. The transcript is spliced from 9 exons. The coding region runs from base 1 to 2853 and encodes 950 amino acids. NCBI's taxonomy places the organism in Eukaryota, Fungi, Basidiomycota, Agaricomycetes, Boletales, Suillaceae.